UCCGUUUCUUUUUGUAUACAUGUCGAGGACGAUAGAGCCAUUGACUGUAGGAAGAGUGAUAGGAGAAGUUGUCGACAUCUUCACCCCAAGUGUGAAACUGAAUGUAGUUUACAAUCCAAACAAGCAAGUUGCUAAUGGACAUGAGCUCAUGCCUUCUGUCAUUGCUGCAAAACCUCGCGUCGACAUCGGCGGUGACGAUAUGAGGACUGCUUAUACCUUACUAAUGACAGACCCUGAUUAUCCAGGCCCCAGCGAUCCAUACCUGAAAGAACAUCUCCACUGGAUGGUCACAGACAUUCCUGGGACCACUGAUGUCUCAUUUGGAAAAGAAACUGUGGAGUAUGAAACUCCAAAGCCGGUCGUAGGCAUUCACAGGUACGUGUUCUUGCUAUUCAAGCAGAGAGGAAGACAAACAGUGAGAGCUCCAGCUUCCAGGGACAAUUUCAACACCAGAAAAUUCUCGCAGGAGAACGAUCUUGGGCUGCCUGUGGCUGCCGUCUAUUUCAAUGCACAACGAGAAACUGCUGCUAGAAGAAGAUGAUGAUUAAUUACUACUGCAUAUAAAUAAGAUUAAAAAUGUCAUAAGAAGAUUGGAGACUUUAUCUCCUGCUGUGCUGGUCUUCCCUAUAGCGUGCAGGGAGGGCAUGCAUAUGAUGGUACGUAUUAGGGUUUGUUAUUUUGUACGCACAUAGGUAACAACUUACUAGGUUGUACCAGGUUUCUGGGACAGUAGUAGGUCCCAUAUGUCGCUUUUUGGUUAUCUGUUGAUUGUUGAUUGGUGAUACGGCUCAUGUAGCUAGGCAUCAUAGCUACGUGUCACCGUGCUAUUGGGACGUGAUAUGCAUAUAGGUAAUUGGUCGUUUCUAAAUUCUAAUGUAAUGGGUCCCGACUACUAAUGUAAUGUGAUACUCAUAGUAUAAUUCUUCUAGCGUUACUCAAAACCCUUUCAUCAAGCAAAAGAGCAUGCUGAUUUGAAAAUAACCAAGUUCGUUAGAAUGAUGUGUUUGAAUUAUGCAGAUCAAAAUUGACUUUCUUUACUUAGAGAAAACUAGUACAAUGUAAGAACAAUUCAAAGAGAAAGUCCAAAACAUGCAAGCAAAACACCAAUCCACAUAAAUAAAAAAAAUUACAUUAAAAAAGGCCCAAAACAGCUCAUAGCAACACAAAGAAAGAAAAAAACAGAGAUUUGAAAAAGUAAAGCAACCACCUCUA
Messenger RNA from Pyrus x bretschneideri (Chinese white pear), 1212 nucleotides. Its product is annotated as CEN-like protein 1. Gene Ontology annotation, biological process: vegetative to reproductive phase transition of meristem; flower development. Lineage: Eukaryota; Viridiplantae; Streptophyta; Magnoliopsida; Rosales; Rosaceae. The transcript is spliced from 4 exons. The record is from RefSeq and is a predicted model, not a curated record. The coding region runs from base 20 to 541 and encodes 173 amino acids.